AUGCCGUCCUUCUUCGCUCCUGGCCUCCAGGGCCUCCCUCCUACCCCUCCCCAUAUCACCACCGGUGGCAGCAUGGAAAACGAGCCUCCUUUCUACGUCGUCGGCCACUCCGCCUUCCCUCCUCGUUACUCCCAGAGUGGUUGUGAGUUCAUCGAACAGUAUUCCCAGUCGGCCUGCUACGCGAAGCCCGCCCCGAUGAACCUCCAUCCAUCCGCCGCUCACACCCUUCGUAACGGGAGGGAGAUGGCCGCCGCCCAUACCGCGUUGAAUCAGCCCAUGUUCGGCCCUCUACCCACCGCCAAUGUGCUGCCUCCCAUCCGUUCCAACGUGCAGUUGCCACCGAUGGACAAUGCGAUCCCGCCGCAGUAUCGUCGCCCCGACGUGAUGGUGCAGCCCGAACAGCCCCCGCGCAAAGAGGAGAAGGCCACCGGAGGUGUCGCCGCCCACCUGGAUUAUGAGAUGGACCAAAUGGCCGACUUUGUGGCUGAGAUGGCCCAGGGAAUGUAUGCUUUGUACAUCACCGAGAUCAACCUAUCAGAUAUUGACUUCGCGCGAAGCGUCUACCCAGGAUCGUCUGUUCCCCCGCAAUUCCGGAAAUACGUCUUUCAAAUUUUGUCAUCGACUCGCCUCCCGAGCUCGACCAUCCUUCUGGGUCUCUACUACCUCGCCUGCCGGAUGCGCAUGCUUUCUGCCAAGAAGGUCUUUGCCACCGGCAGUGGACAAGUCUACCGUAUGCUCACGGUGGCUCUCCUUCUGGGGAGCAAGUUCCUGGAUGACAACACCUUCCAGAACAAAUCGUGGGCCGAGGUGAGCAACAUCCCUGUGAGUGAGCUCAACUCGAUGGAACUCGAAUGGCUCUUUGCGUUCGAGUGGAAGAUCCAUGACCGCAUCUACGAUUCGCAGGAUGGGUUCGCCUCCUGGCGCUCUCAUUGGGAGAAGUGGCAGGCCAAGUUCGCCCGGGCUCAGGAGACCCGUCACAACCUGGUUCCCAUUGACACCAACGUCACGCGCGGGUCGAGAGUCUCCAAGCCUCUCAUGUCUCCCGAGGGUCCCAUCCCGCCGCAGUACCAGCGCAGCUCCCAUUUCGAGACCUCGUGGCUGAACCCUGCGGCGUCGGAGUAUUCGCCUCCCUCUGCCCCGCACAGUGGACCGACGACGCCUGAUUACUAUUCGGUUGGUCCCUGGGCGUAUACAAACCCCCCGCCGCCAUACUCGCGCACAUGGAUUCCUCCCCAGCAGUCCUACAUUCCGCAGCCUCGCUCGCAACCCCCGUCGUACCACCACACCCCGGCGUACGCCCUGCCGUUUGCCCAGAGCGUGUGGACCGGCCACGGCUCGUCAUGUGGGUGUAUGUACUGCGCCAAACAUAUGGAGCACUACAUGUGUGCGGGCGCUUUCGGAUCCAUGCAGCCCAUCGUGGCCUAA
Messenger RNA from Aspergillus terreus NIH2624, 1425 nucleotides. Its product is annotated as putative cyclin-like protein (Clg1). Gene Ontology annotation, molecular function: protein kinase binding; cyclin-dependent protein serine/threonine kinase regulator activity. Gene Ontology annotation, cellular component: cyclin-dependent protein kinase holoenzyme complex; nucleus. Bases 1 to 1425 code for a protein of 474 amino acids. Gene Ontology annotation, biological process: regulation of cyclin-dependent protein serine/threonine kinase activity. The transcript has a single exon. NCBI's taxonomy places the organism in Eukaryota, Fungi, Ascomycota, Eurotiomycetes, Eurotiales, Aspergillaceae. The record is from RefSeq and is a predicted model, not a curated record.